Messenger RNA from Centruroides sculpturatus (bark scorpion), 1129 nucleotides. Its product is annotated as putative glutathione-specific gamma-glutamylcyclotransferase 2. Gene Ontology annotation, biological process: glutathione catabolic process. The coding region runs from base 87 to 788 and encodes 233 amino acids. Gene Ontology annotation, cellular component: cytoplasm. Gene Ontology annotation, molecular function: gamma-glutamylcyclotransferase activity; glutathione specific gamma-glutamylcyclotransferase activity. The transcript has 3 exons. Lineage: Eukaryota; Metazoa; Arthropoda; Arachnida; Scorpiones; Buthidae. The record is from RefSeq and is a predicted model, not a curated record.
GGGAAGGAAACACGUGUCGUGUUAGGGUCUUCCUUUUAUAUUCACUUUCUAGGCUGACGGUCUGUACGGUAAAAUAACGUUUAAUAAUGAACGGGUUGUGGGUGUUUGGAUACGGAUCCCUGGUAUGGAAUCCUGGAUUUGCAUAUCGUGAUAGUAAAAUUGGAUAUAUCUGUGGAUAUAGCAGGCGAUUUUGGCAAGGAAAUGACGUUCAUCGAGGCACACCGGAUAGGCCUGGAAGAGUAGCUACAUUAAUAGAAGAUUGUUCGGGUAUAACGUGGGGUCGAGCCUUUCUGCUAGAAAACGAAGAUAGUAACAGUUCGUUAGCCUAUUUAGAAAAUCGCGAAGGUAAAUUGGGAGGAUACAGUGCUACUUUUGUGAAGUUUCAACCACGUGAUCGAAAAGAAGACACGAUUCCAGUUUUGCUAUAUAUUGCUCGCGAUAACAACAGGCUGUAUAUCGGACCAACAUCUCUACCUCAAUUAGCUACAGAGAUAGCUACUUCUAUUGGCAACUGUGGACAUAAUGCCGAAUAUUUAAUGAGAUUGGCUCAUUUUAUGAGAGAAAACGUUCCGGAAUAUUGGGACGAUCAUUUGUUUACAUUGGAAAUGUUAGUUAAAGAUCGAUUAAAGGAAGAAAACAUUCCACUUAAGAGUUUGAUGGGUGAUUGGGACGUAUUCAACGACGAUUAUGCUCCUAGGCAAGAGAGCGUUACGGAACCAUCUACGUCUAGCAGGACCGAUUUCUCUUCGCUAGUUCCAUCCAGGAAGUUACGUUGCCUCAACAUUUGAGUUUGCUAUCUCAAUAUCACGUGAACUGAUUUUGUAAUUUAUUGGUGAAGUUCCUAACAGAAAAUUCUAAAUGUGUUCUUAUUAUACUACGAAUCACGUCUUCCACUUGGUAACGCGUUUUAAACAAUGACUAUGCAUUCCGGCUUUGUCAGCCGGAUAAGGGUACCAUUCAUUCUUGAAUUACCUUUUUUGUAUUACAAUUACAAAUAAAUUUUUUCUUUUUGUAAUUUGAAGAUGUUCUUCGGGUUACUAAUCUUCUCGAAUGACAAUUUUUUUAAAAAAUCUUUAAACGAGAAUUAAUUUUAAUAAUUUUUAAUCACGGAACCUUCUACUUUUCCCCU